AUGACUGAAAGUCCUUACUGCUUCACCUACCAAGAAAUACUCAACGAAGACAACCUUCAUCCCAAGCUAGUCAUCGGUAUACGAUCCAAGGAUCUCACUCAGCUCAAGCUGACAAGUACCAAUGUCAAGAUCACUCUAAGCCUACCGACCAUCACAUCCGGUCGUCCGAGCGCGACACUUGACCCAAAGUUCUCAGAUAAUGAUCUGAUGUAUCGAGCAACCACAAGAUCAUCAUCAGAAGGUAGGGUACAUUUCCCAACAAUGAAAUACGAACAAUUUGAUACAGAUACAAAAUCAUUCGGUCCACAAUAUUUGACUAAAGGUCCUCUGAUACUGACUCAUGCACCUGAGCCAGUCAAGGAGAUUUUGGAUAGAUGGUCUAACGAAGCUUCGACUACCUAUGGAGACCAAUCCAUAAACUAUCAACUGAAGAGCGGUACACUCACUGACCUUUGCAGCACGGUUAGGGCUGAUGCAGACAUGCCGGACAGUAAAGGGUACACCUGGGAUGGAGCACUUUUAGAAGAAAACUAUGUACUGCGUACCACACUUAUGAAAUGA
Molecule: messenger RNA, 561 nt
Organism: Kwoniella mangroviensis CBS 8507
Lineage: Eukaryota; Fungi; Basidiomycota; Tremellomycetes; Tremellales; Cryptococcaceae
Exons: 1
Coding region: 1-561 (186 amino acids)
Source: RefSeq, a predicted model, not a curated record